AUGGGUUCAAGUUCUAGGUCACAUAAAAGACAAAAGGUAGAUCAUGUAGAUGAUUCAACUGCUGAAAUAGUAGCUGAACAAUCGGAAGAAAGUUUGAAAAGUCAUCCACAUCCUACUACUGAAUCAUCAAUGAUUCAUCAUGAUCAAGGAGAAUUUAAAAAUAUAACAAGACAUAAAACAACAGCAGAACAAGGUGAAACUUUAGAAAAUGGACCAAUUAAUCCUUUCACUGGUAAUAAAUUCACUGAUCGAUAUUUUUCAAUUUUAAAAACGAGACGUGAUUUACCUGUUCAUUAUCAAAGACAAGAAUUUUUAAAUAUAUUCCAUUCAAGUCAAAUUAUGGUAUUUGUUGGUGAAACAGGUUCUGGUAAAACUACUCAAAUUCCUCAAUUUGUUUUAUAUGAUGAAAUUCCACAUUUAAUUAAUAAACAAGUUGCAUGUACUCAACCAAGAAGAGUUGCAGCCAUGUCUGUUGCGGCAAGAGUUGCUGAUGAACUCGAUGUAAAAUUGGGUGAAGAAGUAGGUUAUAGUAUAAGAUUUGAAAAUAAAACUAGUCCUAAAACUAUAUUAAAAUAUAUGACUGAUGGUAUGUUAUUAAGAGAAGCAAUGGAAGAUCAUAAUUUGAAUAAAUAUUCAUGUAUAAUAUUAGAUGAAGCACACGAGAGAACAUUAGCAACUGAUAUUCUAAUGGGUUUAAUUAAACAAGUUUCAAAGAGAAGAAAAGAUUUAAAAAUUAUAAUCAUGUCUGCAACUUUAGAUGCUGAAAAAUUUCAAAAUUAUUUCAAUGAUGCGCCGUUAUUAGCUGUACCUGGUAGAACACAUCCUGUUGAAAUAUAUUAUACACCAGAGUAUCAAAAAGAUUAUUUGGAUGCUGCAAUACGUACAGUUUUACAAAUUCAUGCAACUGAACCAGAAGGUGAUAUUUUAUUAUUCCUCACAGGUGAAGAAGAAAUUGAAGAUGCAUGUAAAAAAAUAUCAUUAGAGGGAGAUGAAUUAGUUAGAGAACAAGGGUGUGGGCAAGUAAAAGUAUACCCAUUAUAUGGUUCAUUACCACCACAUCAACAACAAAAAAUUUUCGAACCAGCUCCAACUUCAAAUAAUCCUAAUAGACCAGGUAGAAAAGUAGUUAUAUCUACAAAUAUUGCUGAAACUUCAUUAACUAUAGAUGGGAUAGUAUAUGUUGUUGAUCCAGGUUUUUCAAAACAAAAAGUUUAUAAUCCUAGGGUUAGAGUAGAAUCAUUAUUAGUAUCACCAAUUUCAAAAGCUUCAGCUCAACAAAGAGCAGGUAGAGCAGGUAGAACUCGUCCAGGUAAAUGUUUCAGAUUAUAUACUGAAGAAGCAUUUAGAAAAGAGUUGAUCGAACAAAGUUACCCAGAAAUUUUACGUUCAAAUUUAUCUUCAACAGUUUUAGAAUUGAAAAAAUUGGGAAUUGAUGAUUUGGUACAUUUUGAUUUUAUGGAUCCUCCAGCACCAGAAACUAUGAUGAGAGCAUUGGAAGAAUUGAAUUAUUUACAAUGUUUAAAUGACGAUGGGGAUUUAACGAGUUUAGGAAGAUUAGCAUCACAGUUUCCUUUGGAUCCAAUUUUAGCAGUUAUGUUGAUUGGAAGUUCCGGUUUUGAAUGUAGUGAAGAAAUAUUAACUAUUGUUGCAAUGUUAUCAGUACCAAAUGUAUUUGUGCGUCCAAUAAGUGCAAGAAAAAGAGCAGAUGAAGCAAAAAUGCAAUUUGCACAACCUGAUGGUGAUCAUUUAACUUUAAUAAAUGUAUAUGAAGCAUUCUUGGAGGAUCAUGGUGAUUUAUCUCCUCAUCAAUGGUGUAGAGAAAAUUUCCUAUCUUAUAGAUCAUUAACAUCUGCUAAAAAUGUUAGAAAUCAAUUGUAUAGAUUAAUGGAGAAAUAUGAUCUUCCGAUAGUUUCAAAUUAUGGAGAAAUACCAGAUGCAAAAUAUUGGGAAAAUAUUAAAAAGGCAUUAAUUGGAGGAUUCUUUAUGCAAGUUGCCAAAAAGAAAUCAAAUAAUAAAAAUUAUUUAACUAUAAAAGAUAAUCAAGAUGUUAUGAUACAUCCAUCUACUAUUUUAUCAAAAGAAGGUGAAUGGGUGAUAUAUAAUGAAUUUGUAUUAACUUCAAAGAAUUAUAUUAGAACAUGUACAAUUGUAAAACCUGAAUGGUUGGUUGAAAUUGCACCAAAAUAUUAUAAUUUAGAUCAUUUCCAAAAAGGUGAUGUAAAAUUAAGUUUAGAAAGAGUCAUAAGUAAAGUUGAAAGUAAGAGGAAUAGCAAAUAG
Messenger RNA from Insectozyma verbasci, 2277 nucleotides. The record is from the annotation of a GenBank genome assembly. NCBI's taxonomy places the organism in Eukaryota, Fungi, Ascomycota, Pichiomycetes, Serinales, Debaryomycetaceae.